Strongylus vulgaris is the source of this 849-nucleotide messenger RNA. The record is from the annotation of a GenBank genome assembly. NCBI's taxonomy places the organism in Eukaryota, Metazoa, Nematoda, Chromadorea, Rhabditida, Strongylidae.
AUGGAAAUAAGCGACUUGGAGCCAAUAGCCCGAAGUGGCGCUGAAUUAGAGGCUCAAAGGAAGCAAGUGACUGCAAUUGAGGAACAGCUUGCUGCUAAAGAAGCGGAGUUGGAAAAAACGUCAGCGGAUUGGGAUAGUGCACUUUCUGCUGGCGUCGUUAGUCAAGCGCAGUGGGCAGCUAAUCGAGCGGCGGCUAACGAUGUUGCAAAGCUCAUUGCGAAAGCUCAGAAGAAAUUGACCGAGAGAGCAAAAAAAGUUGACCAGAUUGCUGGGGAGUUGGAUGCUGUUCAGAAAAAUGCUGCUGAAUUGAUCUGUGAACUUGAUGCAGCUCGUGAAUCAGAAGCCCUUUCUGCUGUACUAACAGUAGCUGAACCUGGAAAUCAGGCUGAAAAGUUGAAGCAAUUGAAAGAUAGUCUAAAAAAUACUGGGAAGAGGGUAGAUGACUUUGUUUCUGACUGCAAAAUACUCAUCCGAACUGCUGGCCCUGACACUGACACUGCUGAAUUGGAUAGUUAUCUUCAAAAUGUGUGUGAAAAAUGGUCGCAAGUAUCGACUAGUCUGGCUUCUAAAGAAAGAGAGGUGGAUGCCGCUAUGCAGCAGCUCGGACGUCAUCUUCAAAAUGUAUGUGAAAAAUGGUCGCAAGUGUCGACUAGUCUGGCUUCUAAAGAACGAGAGGUAGAUGCCGCUAUGCAGCAGCUCGGACGUUAUGAGGACGCCUAUAAAGGGCUUUUGAAUUGGUUGGAGGAGACUGAGGAGUUGAUGGAGAACCAGAAACCCCCAGCUGCUGAUUCUAAGGUAGCCAAGGCUCAACUGCAUGCUUACGAUGUUCUCAUGAAGCAUAUCGAGGAU